This is a messenger RNA of Brassica napus (rape), 1936 nucleotides long. Its product is annotated as pre-mRNA-splicing factor SLU7-A-like. Gene Ontology annotation, molecular function: pre-mRNA 3'-splice site binding. The transcript is spliced from 4 exons. The coding region runs from base 889 to 1290 and encodes 133 amino acids. NCBI's taxonomy places the organism in Eukaryota, Viridiplantae, Streptophyta, Magnoliopsida, Brassicales, Brassicaceae. Gene Ontology annotation, cellular component: spliceosomal complex. Gene Ontology annotation, biological process: mRNA splicing, via spliceosome. The record is from RefSeq and is a predicted model, not a curated record.
CUUAGUGAUCUCGUAGGGUCAUUCCCAAUUUAUACCAAGUUUACCACAUUCUAAUCAACACAAUAAUAGCACAAGGUUCUCUCCUGGUGUUGACACAUCAGACUUUUAGAGUCUUGAGAGUCUUACAUGUCAUUAACUGAAAAAACUUGAAGAACCAAUCAACUUAUUUCGUUUCUACACGUCAUUUGUCUACUGUUACGUUUUUGUUUGUGUUAACCAUUUUCGAUGUUUUAGGUUAGGGUUCGCAAAAAGAGAAGUGAUAGAGAGUUGAAUCCAAGUCCUGAUCCGAGGUUCUUCUUCUUCUUCAUCUGUGUAUCACGAAGCUAUAGCCCUAGCCCAUAUUCUUCUUCGUCUUUCUCCCAGGGAGGUUUCCAUUAAGGUCUGGAACAAAUCUCAGAUGUGAUCUCUCGGCUUAUAUGGAUGGUGCUGAUUUGAUUAGGGCUUUGUUGGAAUUUAUCUAUGCUCAACGCUUCCGUAUUUGCUACCACCAGGUUAAUUUGGGUUCCAUGGUGUUAUGUCUUAAUAUGCUUUCAAACAACUUCUAUGUGGGCUUAUAUCAAUCAAUAUAUAGACUUUAGUUGAAAGUCUUUUGAUAUCUGUAAGAGUUUUAUCUAAAGCUCUGAUCUUUGUUUGAUAAACUGAUUAUGUUGUUUCUUCUUUGUCCUUCUCUCUUCCACGGUUUAGAGUUAACUAUAAGAACUUGAAUUUAUUUUAAAGAGUUUAGAGUUAUUAUGAGAGGAUGCACAGAAGAAAUAUCUGAAGGAGCAACAGAUUAAGAAACUAGAGGAGAAGAACAAUAGCCAGGAAGGUAAUGAUGCAACCAGUGAUGGGGGCGAAGAAGACGAUGACUUGAGGGUCGAUGAAGCUAAGGUUGAUGAGAGCAGGCAAAUGGACUUCGCAAAGGUUGAAAAACGUGUUCGUACAUCUUGUGGUUGUAGUACAGGAACUGUAAGAGAAGACACCGAGAAAUACAUGUUGAACCUUGAUAUCAAUUCAGCUCAUUAUGACCCUGAAACUCGAUCCAUGCGUGAAGAUCCACUUCCAGAUGCGGAUCCCAAUGAUAAAUUUUAUUUGGGAGAUAACCAAUACAGAAACAGUGGCCAGGCUUUAGAGUUCAAACAGAUUAACAUCCACUCAUGGGAAGCAUUUGACAAGGGACAGGACAUACAUAUGCAAGCUGCUCCAUCCCAAGCUGAGCUGCUCUACAAGAAUUUCAAGGUUGCAAAGCACAAUCUGAAAACUCAGACAAAAGAUCAUGGAGAAGUAUGGGAAUGCUUCUACAGAAGAUGAAAUUCCGAUGGAGCUUUUGCUUGGACAAAGCGAAAGACAAGUUGAGUAUGACCGAGCAGGUAGGAUUAUCAAGGGACAGGUACGGUUUAUGAUGGUUUACUUCACGAAUUUGCUUACUAUCAUGUGGUUUGUCUUCAUGAUGGUUUAUUUCCGUAACUAAAUUGUGACAAAGGGAAUGUGAUAGAAGCUGACCAUUUUGUGUCUGCUUGAGGCCAGUUAUUCAGUACUUGGAGGGACAUAUAUAUGCUGGUUUGUGUUAUUGCUUAGUUCCCAAGCUGGAAUUGAGCAGAAGACACUGAAGUUCUGUUAUGAAUGUCACUGCUCUCUCAUGUUAACCCAUGAUAUCACAAAAUCAGAUGAGUUCUUGCCUAUCCAGAGAGUAUGUGGCUUUGCAACUCUUGUUGGGACACGGGGUUUUUCAGUCAUAACUAAGCCUUAUGGUGAGAGAACGCCUCAUGUUCCAGAUCCUAUAUUGCAGAUGAGCUGUCAUGAUGAGUCUCUGGCUAUAAAACCAAGUACCACUGUCUAAUAUCUAUGCUGCAGCUGCUUGUGACUACUUAUUGAUGUUCUGGUGUAUUAAGAGAGAUCUAAUGACAAAUGUAUCCACCAAUUUAAAUGUAUAUGAGGCUUUAAAUUGAUAGCAAAA